This is a messenger RNA of Nothobranchius furzeri (turquoise killifish), 2588 nucleotides long. RefSeq names its product SHC SH2-domain binding protein 1 (gene shcbp1). Gene Ontology annotation, biological process: fibroblast growth factor receptor signaling pathway. NCBI's taxonomy places the organism in Eukaryota, Metazoa, Chordata, Actinopteri, Cyprinodontiformes, Nothobranchiidae. The record is from RefSeq and is a predicted model, not a curated record.
AAGCUACUAGACCUUGACAACACGAUAGGGGGCGGCAAUUCAGCAAGAUGGAAUCCAGACUGCCGUCCAACCGCCAAGGAAGAAGAAGAAAACUAACUCCUGAUUGGCUGUCGACUUUCUGACCGGGAUAUUUUAAAAGUGAGUGUGUGACGCUAUUGAUCGCGUUAGUGGAACAGAGCUGAGCUGGGUGUGUGCGUUUUGCUCCGUUAAAAUAAACAUCGGUUAGUCUCCAUGGAGCUAGAACAAGGGGAACCAACGUGUAGAGUUAGUGACAUGUCGGACAUGGUGGUGGUGGACCUAGACUCCACCGUUACAGCCGAGCUGGAGGCUGGAAGCGGCUCCUCCGAAGCGGACACAACUCAAGUCCUGUUUCAGAAUGAAGACAAAGAGGCUGCUGAUGAGGAGGAGGAGGAGGAGGAUGAUGACAGUGGCACAGACCACUUAAGCGGUGAGAAGUCGGGAACCCAGCUGCAGAGGUGUGAGCACCAUGAAGGAGGGCGCUCAAGCCUUCCGGACACCUUCCAGACCAGCAGCUUGCUGUUCUACGAGCGGUUCAAGGCCUACCAGGACUACAUGCUUGGGGAUUGUAAGCCCUCAGAAGUGAAGGCUUUCACAGCAGACUACCUGGAGAAGGUGCUGGAGCCGUGUGACUGGAUGGCCUUAUGGUGCACAGAUGCGUUUGACGUCCUGGUGGAGGUGACCGAUUUGGACCUGAAGAAUCUGAAAGCCUGGGUGGAGCUCUCGCUGCCUCUGAAGUGUGUCACCAGAGGCUGUGAGAUCACUGAGGAGGCCAUGCUCUCUCUGCUAGAAGCCACUCAGUACAAAGUUCACCUGCAGGAGCUGCAGGUGGUAUAUGAUGAGUCUGGGGACUUUGUUCAGACCGCUCUGGCUCUUGAACACCUCCGUUUUUUCUAUAAACACAUCUGGAGGGAGUGGGAUGAGGAGGAUGAAGAUGACGACUUUGACUAUUUUGUCCGCUGUGUGGAGCCUCGUCUGAGACUUUUCUACGACAUCCUGGAGGACAGAGUCCCUGUCGGCCUGGUGGCGGAGUACCGCUCCUUACUGGAAAACUGUUCCAAGUGCUUCCAGCAGUUUUCACAGCUACGCAGCAGCCUCAGCGUUGACUCCGACUCGGAGCUGGACAACGUGUCCAUGGUGGAGGGCCUGAAGCUCUACGACCAGCUGGAGACAUUCAAAAGAAAGCUCCGCAUCAUUGAGAACCCCCUGUUGAGGUAUGUCCUGGCUUACAAAGGAAACUCCUGGCAGCAAAACCUACAGAGCCGUGGGCUCAGAUCAUCGGGUCUGAAGGUGGUUCAUGUGGUGACAGAAUCCUGCUGCACCGUCCUGCUCCAGUCCCUCCUCAGUGCACGGCUGAUGCCUCUGUGCUCGACUGAGGACACCGAGAUCCAGUUCCACAGAGAACCGGUCUCGGCUGUAGAUGCGUGCCACCAGGACGACGUGGUGAUCCUUCUCCCUGGACGCUACAGUGUCAGCAGCUCUAUCUUCAUUCCAGAUUCCAUCACUAUGGAAGGUUUUGGAUUUCCUGACGAAAUAGUGAUUGAGAAGAAAACCAAAGGCAGCACAUUUGUGGAGUCGACGGGGGCGGACGUCCGACUCUCCAACAUCAAGUUCAUUCAGCAUGACGCCAUUGAGGGCAUUCUGUGUGUGCGUAAAGGAACUCUGAACAUGGAGAACUGUGUGCUGCAGUGUCAGACCACCGGUGUGAUUGUGCAAACAUCUGCACGCCUCACCAUGAAUGUGUGUGAUCUGUACGGCUCCAAGGGAGCUGGUGUGGAAAUCUACCCAGGAAGUGUCUGCAGUCUGGUUGGAAACAGCAUCCAUCACUGUAGAGACGGGAUUCUGAUCAAGGACUUUGCCAAUGCGCUGGAUGGGAUGCCAGCCAUCACCAUGGAGAACAACAACAUCCACAACAACGAAGGCUACGCGGUGAUUCUGGUGAAACCAGGUGAUGGAAAAUAUCAGGUUCUGGCUGAGAGGAGAGAAGAAGAUCGUCCUGGAGCUGAAUCGAAGGGGGACAUUCCCUCCACGGACAUGUCCACCAGCAGCUCAGCACCUGCUACACCUAAGUCAGCAGAGACCAACAGCAUGGAGGAGGACCUGGCUUCCGCUGUGAACAGGAAGUGGCAGUUCAGCCGUCAGAUAAGCCGAAACAAGGAAGUGUCCUGCAGCCGACCAGUCCAGGAUCUGAUGGAGCACCAGAUCUUUGUUUCAGUUCAGGGGAACCAGUUCAGACGCAAUGGCAAAGGCGACUUUGGCACCUUCUUCUACUGACUCACCCUACAACUACAGAAAUACAGAAUGUAUGAACGUUUUGCACAAAUUAUCUAAUUUAUUUCUUUUGGCUUCAGGCUUUACCUUUUGAACAGUUUUGUAGUUUAGUUUGAAUUAACAGUGGUUGUAGUUUCAGCAUCAGUGAUGUGGGUGACGUUUCACCGUGGAUGUUGUUUAUGGCUGAGGGACGUUUUCAGGUGUGUUGGUGGUUAGAAACAACUGAUUUCUAAACACGAAUGUUUUACGUUGCUAUGACUACAUGUAUUUCUAAGCAGAUUAAAGUGUUUUAAAACCUC